This is a messenger RNA of Merops nubicus (carmine bee-eater), 438 nucleotides long. RefSeq names its product mitochondrial ribosomal protein L33 (gene MRPL33). NCBI's taxonomy places the organism in Eukaryota, Metazoa, Chordata, Aves, Coraciiformes, Meropidae. Gene Ontology annotation, molecular function: structural constituent of ribosome. Gene Ontology annotation, cellular component: ribosome; mitochondrion. The transcript is spliced from 3 exons. The coding region runs from base 34 to 174 and encodes 46 amino acids. Gene Ontology annotation, biological process: translation. The record is from RefSeq and is a predicted model, not a curated record.
GCCAAGAGCAAAUCUAAGUACAUCCUGGUGAAGAUGAGGAGUACGGCGGAGACGGGAUACUGCUUCAACGUCAGGAGGCUGCGGCUGCAGGAGAAAAUGGUCCUGCUGAAGUACGAUCCCAUCGCAAAACAACGUGUCCUCUUCACAGAGAAGAGAAAGAUCCGCUCCAUGUGAACAAUGCCUGGACUGGAUUUAUGCAUGAGGAGAGGACAGUCUGGGGCGAGGACGGGGCGAAUGCUGAUUCAGAAAUCAAGCAACAUGGGCUGAAAAGAGAGGAAAUGAACUGGGAUCACCAUCUCCUGUGAUUUGAUGGCCAUUGUGAAUAAAACAAUGUAGAGAGAGAAAAUUCUUCGUGUCUGGACAUAGAUCAUCACAGUAACAUUUAUUUAUCUUUCGAGUUAUUUUUACAGUACUCGAUUAAAAAAAUUAAAUAGCAAA